This is a messenger RNA of Melanaphis sacchari, 644 nucleotides long. RefSeq lists its product as uncharacterized. The coding region runs from base 196 to 591 and encodes 131 amino acids. The transcript has 3 exons. Lineage: Eukaryota; Metazoa; Arthropoda; Insecta; Hemiptera; Aphididae. The record is from RefSeq and is a predicted model, not a curated record.
AUUCGUAUUUCUUAAUUCUUGUAGAAAAUAAAAAUUAAUUUAUAUACUAUUUUGUGACUUUGUGUGUUCACGGUCCACCAUCCCCAAAUCUUUUUUUUAAGUUUUAAUACACAUAAAUACAAAUAUAAUCAAAUUUGUAUCGUUUAAUAAUUAUUAAUGUGGUUUGGCAAUUAGAUAUAAACAAAGUCUGUCAAGAUGUUUGGAUUUCGAUUUCAUUUUGUACGCAGAUUCUUCAGAAGAAUUAUGAAUCCAAUGACUGUUGAAGAAGCUGAAGCUAAAAAAGCUGUACUCGCAAAGGCAUACUUCUUUUUAAGUUUAACAGCAUUUAUUUCUGUAUUAUACCAAGUGAAGCAAGGUCGCCUUGAUUGGGUAGUAUCCGAAGGAUUAGUUCCAGACGAUGAAUCAAAACUCUCACCUGCUUUUCAGUAUGCUAGAAUGCUAGGUGUUGAAAAGGCUACUGUUAUCAGAAUUAAAGGUGCUAAUGUUAUGGGUACUAAAGAGUAUGAUAAAGAAUCAUUUGAUCCAACUCAACAUGUACUUGAAGAAGAAAGUUCUUCAAAAGAUCCCGAAAGAAAAUUUUUACAAUUUUAAUUUGUAUUACAAACUAAAAUCUAGUCUACACAAUUAUUGAAAUUUAUACAAAA